This is a messenger RNA of Caenorhabditis elegans, 655 nucleotides long. RefSeq names its product Inosine triphosphate pyrophosphatase (gene hap-1). The coding region runs from base 7 to 561 and encodes 184 amino acids. Gene Ontology annotation, cellular component: cytoplasm. Gene Ontology annotation, biological process: nucleoside triphosphate catabolic process; deoxyribonucleoside triphosphate catabolic process. Lineage: Eukaryota; Metazoa; Nematoda; Chromadorea; Rhabditida; Rhabditidae. The record is from RefSeq and is marked reviewed. The transcript is spliced from 5 exons. Gene Ontology annotation, molecular function: nucleoside triphosphate diphosphatase activity; XTP diphosphatase activity; ITP diphosphatase activity.
AAAAAAAUGAGCCUACGAAAAAUCAAUUUCGUAACUGGAAACGUGAAGAAGCUUGAAGAAGUCAAGGCUAUUUUGAAGAAUUUCGAGGUUUCAAACGUGGAUGUCGAUUUGGAUGAAUUCCAAGGAGAACCCGAAUUUAUUGCCGAAAGAAAGUGCCGUGAGGCUGUUGAAGCUGUAAAAGGGCCCGUUUUGGUCGAAGACACAAGUUUAUGCUUCAACGCAAUGGGCGGUCUUCCUGGACCUUAUAUCAAGUGGUUUUUGAAGAAUUUGAAACCAGAAGGACUACAUAAUAUGCUAGCCGGAUUUUCUGACAAAACCGCCUAUGCUCAAUGCAUCUUUGCGUACACUGAAGGACUCGGAAAACCUAUUCAUGUAUUUGCUGGAAAAUGUCCUGGUCAAAUUGUUGCUCCACGUGGUGAUACUGCUUUUGGAUGGGAUCCAUGCUUCCAGCCAGAUGGUUUUAAAGAAACAUUCGGAGAAAUGGAUAAAGAUGUAAAAAAUGAAAUUUCUCAUCGUGCAAAGGCUCUGGAACUCCUCAAGGAAUAUUUUCAGAAUAAUUAAAUUAUUUUUUCUCAUCUAUGCAAUUUCUUGAAAAUUUGUUAAGUUUCCGUUGUUAUGCAUUUGCUUUUAUUUAAAAAAAAAAGAAUAUUUUUAC